Larimichthys crocea (large yellow croaker) is the source of this 1067-nucleotide messenger RNA. Its product is annotated as max dimerization protein 3. Gene Ontology annotation, biological process: regulation of transcription by RNA polymerase II. Gene Ontology annotation, molecular function: protein dimerization activity; RNA polymerase II cis-regulatory region sequence-specific DNA binding; DNA-binding transcription factor activity, RNA polymerase II-specific. The record is from RefSeq and is a predicted model, not a curated record. The coding region runs from base 153 to 752 and encodes 199 amino acids. The transcript is spliced from 6 exons. Lineage: Eukaryota; Metazoa; Chordata; Actinopteri; Sciaenidae.
UACUGCUGUGGACUGAGGACGUAGCACAGACUGGGCUUCAUCUACUUUGGGCUAUACUGACGCCUGCACCACAAUAGGCUGUUUACCCGCGGCUGUUGUUGUUGUUGUUGUUGUUUUUUAAAAAAUAUAUAUAUAUUUGAACAAAAGCAAUAAUGGAAGGACACGUCUGCAACAUCCAGGUGCUUCUUCGGGCUGCUGAGUUUCUGGAGAGAAGAGAGCGAGAGGCAGAACAUGGAUAUGCUUCAGUGCUGCCUCUCAGCCCAGAUCUCUCUGACAAGAGAAGCAAACAGAAGAGCAAGAAGAUAGCUGCUGGUGGCAAUAGGUCGGUUCACAACGAGCUGGAGAAAAACAGACGAGCUCAGCUGAGGCACUGCCUGGAGCAGCUCAAGAAGCAGGUCCCUCUGUCGUCUGACUCCAUGAGGAACACCACCCUCAACCUGCUGAGGCGAGCUCAGCUUCACAUAAAGAAGCUGCAGGAGCAGGAUGAGCGUGCAGAGCAGAUGAAGGGACGCCUGCGCUGGGAGCAGAGAGAGCUGAGGGUUCGGCUGGAGCAGCUGCAGAGAGGCUCGGAGAGGAUGAGGAACGACAGCCAGGGGUCCACCAUGUCCUCCGAGAGGUCUGACUCCGACAGAGAGGAUGUGGAGGUUGAUGUGGAGAGCAUCAUGUUUGACUGUGUGGACUCUGAUGGACUGAGCAUUACGCACACUGGUGCAGACCACUGUUACUCCAGCAUGGACAAAGCUUGGCUAUGACGGCACAAAAAAAAAAAAAAAAAAGCUACGUUAACUCGUUUCAUUUCACUAGGUGCACAGGAAGAGGAGUAAACAUUCCAAAAAAACAAACAAGCGAACGGAGGAAGAGGGAGAACGGACAGGUGUUACUGUACAACUGAACACUUUUUUUAAAAUUUUGUUUUGUUUUUUACAGAAGGAGUAAUGUUUGACAUUUUCUUUUUCAAAAUAUAUCAGACUACAAGCUAAAUGAUAUUAUGAAUGAGCUGUGUUCAUUUGCACUGAAUAGCAGUUAAAAUCACUGGGCUGGGAUGGAUGUAACAUUACGCGUUUCUG